CCGCCUCGCCGCACCAUGAAGCUCCGCAGCAAGGCGGCGGCGCUGCUCCUGCUCGCGCUGGCCGCGCUGCUGCUGGCGCUGCUGUCCCUGCGCGCUGGCCGCGCUGAGCCCCCAGCGCCUCCCGCACGCCCCGCGUCCGCCCCGCAGCGCCACCCCGCGCCGGUCCCCGCGCGCUGGCCGGCACCCGGCGCCCUCCCCGUGGCCAGCCCGGGAGUUCGGAGGCGCCGGCCCCAGCGUCCGCGCCCCCGAGCGGGCCGCCGGGGCGCUGCGAGACUGGAGAAGUUGGCGAGAAGGCCUGGAGAACCCAGGAGUUUCCAAGCUGUGCUGCCACCCGAGCUCUGGAUCCACCUGGCUGUGGUGGCCUGUGGCAAUCGGCUGGAGGAGACGCUGGUCAUGCUCAAAUCAGCUGUGCUCUUUAGCCACAGGAAGAUCCAAUUCCACAUCUUCACUGAAGACUCUCUGAAGCCCGAGUUUGAUAAGCAGUUGCGCCAGUGGCCUGACUCAUAUACAAAGAAGUUUGAGCACAGAAUCUACCCCAUCACAUUUUCUGUUGGAAACCCUCAGGAGUGGAAGAAAUUGUUCAAACCCUGUGCUGCCCAGAGACUCUUUCUUCCGGUGAUUUUAAAGGAUGUGGACUCACUUCUCUAUGUGGACACCGAUGUUCUCUUUCUGAGACCUGUCGAUGACAUCUGGAAGCUUCUGAGGCUGUUUAAUUCCACCCAGCUUGCAGCCAUGGCCCCUGAGCACGAAAUCCCCAAGAUUGGCUGGUACAGCCGCUUUGCAAGGCAUCCUUUCUAUGGCUCUGCAGGAGUUAAUUCAGGAGUCAUGUUAAUGAAUUUAACUCGGAUAAGAAGUACCCAGUUCAAGAACAGCAUGAUUCCAACAGGCCUGGCUUGGGAGGACAUGUUGUACCCUCUGUACCAGAAGUACAAGAAUGCCAUCACGUGGGGAGACCAGGAUUUAUUAAAUAUUAUUUUUUAUUUCAAUCCAGAGUGUCUCUAUGUAUUCCCCUGCCAGUGGAACUACCGUCCCGAUCACUGCAUGUAUGGAAGCAACUGCAGAGAGGCUGAGCGUGAAGGUGUGUCUGUUCUGCAUGGAAACCGAGGCGUCUACCAUGACGAUAAGCAACCGACAUUCAAAGCACUCUAUGAAGCAAUACGGGAUUUUCCCUUUCAAGACAAUCUCUUUCAAUCCAUGUAUUACCCGCUUCAGCUGAAGUUUUUGGAGACUGUGCACACUUUAUGUGGACGGAUCCCGCAAGUUUUUCUGAAGCAAAUUGAGAAAACAAUGAAAAGGGCUUAUGAGAAACACGUCAUCAUCCAUGUUGGCCCCAACCAGAUGCACUGAAUAUUUUGUCUUGUUGCAAGUCAAUUCGGUGUCUUGUGACCAAGGAAAUAUUAAUCUCUAAGCUGCCUGGGUCUUUUUGUGUGAAUAUUUAAUGGUGCUCCAUGACUGUUGAGUUUUAAAAACCUCGUUAAAUUUUGCCAAAUCAGUUGCCCCCCAAAAGAGAAUAUGCUUUUCCUUAUUUUUUUCUAAAAUGCUAUUUAUCUCUAAG
Molecule: messenger RNA, 1555 nt
Organism: Cercocebus atys (sooty mangabey)
Lineage: Eukaryota; Metazoa; Chordata; Mammalia; Primates; Cercopithecidae
Gene: GXYLT2
Product: glucoside xylosyltransferase 2
Exons: 7
Coding region: 16-1347 (443 amino acids)
Biological process (GO): protein O-linked glycosylation via N-acetylgalactosamine
Molecular function (GO): UDP-xylosyltransferase activity
Source: RefSeq, a predicted model, not a curated record